Messenger RNA from Monoraphidium neglectum, 1485 nucleotides. RefSeq names its product Ubiquitin carboxyl-terminal hydrolase 24. The transcript is spliced from 8 exons. Gene Ontology annotation, biological process: protein deubiquitination. NCBI's taxonomy places the organism in Eukaryota, Viridiplantae, Chlorophyta, Chlorophyceae, Sphaeropleales, Selenastraceae. Gene Ontology annotation, cellular component: nucleus; cytosol. Gene Ontology annotation, molecular function: cysteine-type endopeptidase activity; cysteine-type deubiquitinase activity. The record is from RefSeq and is a predicted model, not a curated record. Bases 1 to 1485 code for a protein of 494 amino acids.
AUGCUCGCCGCGCUGGCGCAGUUUGGCUCGAACUUUGAGCCGGCGCCGGCGGCGGCCGCGGAGCCGUCCGGUGGUGGUGGCGGCGGCGGCGGCGGCGGCGCGCAUGACAGCGUGGACGCCGCUGGGGCGGGCGCCAAGCCGGCUGCGCCGCCUGCAGGGGCAAAGCGACAGCCGGCCGGCGCCGCGCAGCAGCAGCAGCAGCAUCAGCAGCAGCAGCAUCAGCAGCAGCAGCAGCAGCAGCAGCAGCAUCAGCAGCACGGGGCGCAGCGGCAAGGGCUCCAGACCGAGGCCGCGGCGCUGCAGUUGGGAGGCUCGGCGCUGAUGCCGUCAAUGUUCAAUGAUGUGAUAGCCAGAUUCAGCCCCCGCCGCGCCAGUGCGCUCGCGGCGGCGGCGGCGGCGGCCGCGAGCGCGGCGGGCCCUCAGAGCGGGGGCAGCGGCGGCGGCGCGGCGCAGCAGGGCGCGGGGCGGGUGACGAUGGCGCAGCGGCUGCAGGGCGCGGCGGGCGGGGUGGAGCAGGAGCAGGAGGACGCGCAGGAGUUUCUGCAGCACAUCGUUGACCGCGCUCAUGAAGAGCUCGUUGCGCUGGCAGCGGCGGCAGGGCAGCAGCAGCAACCCCAGGUGCCCUCGGACGGGGACGACGGCGGAGACGGGAAGCAGCAGCAGGGGCGCGGCGGCGAGGAGGAGGAAGAGGAGUGGAGCCAGGUGGUGGGCCGCCGCAACAAGGCCGGCACUGUGCGCGGGCGCGAGGACCUGGGCGGCAGCAGCGUCGUGGCGGCGGCCUUCAGGGGCAGCUUCAAGUCGACCGUGCGGGCGCGCACGCCAGGCGCCAGCAAGCCGAGCAUCACGCUGCAGCCGUUCUACAUGCUGCACCUAGACAUCCAGCAGCCGGGCGUGCGCAGCGUGGAGGACGCCCUCGACGUGCUCACGCUCUCGGAGCACCUCAGCGAUUACAAGGUCAAGGGCUCCUCUGUGCCAGCAGAGGCCGAGAAGGUGACCCGGCUGCACAAGCUCCCGCAGAUGCUGAUGCUCCACAUCAACCGCUUCGCGUACGACGCCGAGCGCGGCAACACCGUCAAGCUGCACCAGCACAUCGCCUUCCCGUCGCAGCUGCGGCUGCGGCCGGGGUGGCUGUCGGAGGACUGCCCCGACAGGCGGGGCGCGGCGCAGGGGUACCGGCUGGUGGCGAGCAUCAUCCACCACGGCCGCAACUCGUCGAGUGAGUGCUGGCGCCUGGUGACGUUUGCCUGGGGCCUGUUUGACACAACCCAGAUCGCCGCCGCGGCAAUCGUUACCUCGGCGCCUUUGCACAUACGCGUGGCGCCGCCGGCUCCAGAUGCCGCCGACAUCAAAAGCGGCCACUACUCUGCCCAUGUGCAGCAGCCCGACGGGCGGUGGCUUCACUUCAAUGACGCCAACGUCUCGCCGGUGAACCUGCACCAGGUGCUGUCAGAGAAGACCUACGUCCUCGUCUACCAGAAGAUCUGA